AUGAAUGCGACGUUUGCAAGAAAGGUUUUACAACCUAGAACAGCCUGGCAACACAUAAACGAACACACACUGGAUAUAAGCCUUAUUAAUGCAAUAUUUGCAAGACCAGAUUUUAACAAUCGAGCAGUGUUCGUAGACAUACACGAACACGUACUGUGAACAAUGCUUGUGAGUACGAUGCUUGCAACAAAGAUUCUUCUGGAUCGAGUGACUUGGUUGUGCAUAAGCGGGAACAAGAUGAAGAUGAACAUGUCGAAUCUGGAGGUCAAGACAAAAUAUUUCCAGUGUCAAGUGCUUCAAUGGUGUGUGACACAACAGUAAAUGAUGAAGAGUGUGAUGUCUCCAAUGAAGGUUACAUUGAUAGACAAUGUAUGGAUGAACACAAGUGUUACCAUAUAUCAGAUGCAUUGUGCAACACCUGUGGCAGAGAAAUCUUUGAAUCAAAGAGCAUGCAACAACCGUCUGCUGUGAAAUCCGAUGUGACAAGUAACAGUUGUGAUAAAUGA
Molecule: messenger RNA, 506 nt
Organism: Paramuricea clavata
Lineage: Eukaryota; Metazoa; Cnidaria; Anthozoa; Malacalcyonacea; Plexauridae
Source: the annotation of a GenBank genome assembly